Mauremys reevesii (Reeves's turtle) is the source of this 6133-nucleotide messenger RNA. It is a transcript of the gene FZD8, whose product is annotated as frizzled class receptor 8. Gene Ontology annotation, biological process: canonical Wnt signaling pathway; non-canonical Wnt signaling pathway. Gene Ontology annotation, cellular component: plasma membrane. Gene Ontology annotation, molecular function: Wnt receptor activity; Wnt-protein binding. The transcript is spliced from 2 exons. The record is from RefSeq and is a predicted model, not a curated record. Lineage: Eukaryota; Metazoa; Chordata; Testudines; Geoemydidae. Bases 1584 to 3596 code for a protein of 670 amino acids.
UUUCUCCAAGAUAAGUAAGUGAAAUACAAAGAGUAAAUAGGCUGGAUGAAUGAUAAGAGGUAUAAUUAGAAACUUGGAUGCAUUGUAUAUGGAAGCCCUAAAGGCACAGUUUUGGUUUUAGAGAAGCGCUGAUUUAAAAACCCAAACAAAAUAUGUAAGACGAGGAGGCUAAAUCUACCCUGAGCAGUGUUUUCUGCCACCAGUAUUCCCACUUUAGCCAGUGAACGCUAUUCCCAGGAUUGUCUGCAGGUCCAAGCUCUGACCUGGUUGGGAUUUUGUAGUAUAUUCCAAUACAGGCAGAGGAACUUGCAAUGUUUUACAUUGUUUGCAGAAACCACUGAAGUCGACGCUCACUGGGAACGCGUUCUCAGGCACGCUGGCGCUUUGAUACCUAGAGGAUUUUAAAACACAGAUGAAAACUUAUUCUUACUCCUUCGCAAAGCAGUAGCCAGAGAUCUCUGAAACCAUACCACGAAAAGAGAAAGAAAUGCCCCCAAACUAGAAGGAAGUCUCCUCUUCCUUGCUUAAGCAAUUCUCAUCACUACUUGCCUGCCAGGAAACAUUUACAGCUAAUAAACUGCACCUUAAAGGAACAGACAUACAUCGCCCCUAGAAAAUCACGAGGGAUACCGAGCCCAUCGGAUUUUGCAAACAAGGUGCUGAGGGCAGAGCGCUGGGUCCGUUCCACCUUAACGGAGGUUGAGGGCCGGCUUCCCCGCUCCCCGCCCGGAGCCCGCGUGAUAGGUGGCUGGGGCGCGAGGGGCGGGGCUUGGCAGCGCUCGGUAUAAAUAUUCAUGAGAGCGCGGUGGCCGGCCUGGCGCUGCCGGGGCCGGAGAGCGAGAAGUUGUGCAAAGGGCGCUGUGGCUGCCGAGACCCAGGUGGCUCCGCAGCGGCGCGGGGGGAUUACAGCGCCUGCGGCCGGACCGUGCUGCGGCGGGCUCGGGGAAGCUCGCGCGGCUGCAGGGGCACCGGGGACCCCCGGGCGGUGCGGUGCGGCUGCUGGGGGCCGCGCAGGCUAGGUCCGUGGCUCCGAGAGCCCUCAGCCAUCUUGGCUGGGCACCGCAGGGACAGAAGGCGAAAGUUGCGGCGCCCGGCCGGGAGCGCAGCGGCCGCUGGAGCAGCGCGGAGCGCGGGUGCAGCCCCCGAGCCGACAGGCGAUGAGAGCGCGGCUGACAAGCCUCCCCCGAGCGGACUGAACGCGCCCACCCCCGCGGGCUCUACGCGCUGCUCCCUGUACCCGGAGCGCUGCAGGAGACGCUGAAGGGGGCUGUUUGCGGGGCUUCCCCCUGCCCCGGACAGGCCAGAAGAGGCGGCCCCGGGGCUGUAUCCUUCGCGGCCCGGCGAGCCGUGCGGAGGGUGGCGGUGCGUUCCCGGGCACCUGCAGCAGCAAGCCGGGGGGGCGGGGUUCGCCCUGCGGGCAGAGGCGGGACGCGGGGCUGCCUGCAGGACAAUACACCCCGGCGGCGGGGCGCCCCGGGAGAGGCCGUUCCUCAGGGCGUUUGCGGUGCCCCCGGCGCCUUCCGCUACUAGGGGGCAGCGAGGACUCGGAGCUGCCGGGCGGCCGCCGCCGCCUCUCGCCGAGCAUGGAGCGGAGUUACCUGCUGGAAAUCACCUCGCUGCUCGCUGCCUUCUCCCUGCUGCAGCGCUCGAGCGCCGCCGCCGCCUCCUCCUCCUCCGUUGCCGCCGCCGCCGCCUCCUCGGCCAAGGAGCUGGCGUGCCAGGAGAUCACCGUGCCCCUGUGCAAAGGCAUCGGCUACAACUACACCUACAUGCCCAACCAGUUCAACCACGACACGCAGGACGAGGCGGGGCUGGAGGUGCACCAGUUCUGGCCGCUGGUGGAGAUCCAGUGCUCGGCCGACCUGCGCUUCUUCCUCUGCAGCAUGUACACCCCCAUCUGCCUGGAGGACUAUAAGAAGCCGCUGCCUCCCUGCCGCAGCGUCUGCGAGCGGGCCAAGGCCGGCUGCGCCCCGCUCAUGCGCCAGUACGGCUUCGCCUGGCCAGACAGGAUGCGCUGCGACCGCCUGCCGGAGCAGGGCAACCCGGACACGCUGUGCAUGGACUACAACCGCACGGACCUCACCACCGCCGCGCCGCCCCCGGCCAAGCCCCCGCACCGCGGCGGGAAGGCGAGUGGCGCUGCAAGGCCCCCCGCGGCCGCUGCGCCCCCGGCCGAGCCCCCCCGCAAGCCCCGGCCACCUCCCCCUUGCGAGCCGGGCUGCCAGUGCCGGGCGCCCAUGGUGUCCGUGUCCAGCGAGCGCCACCCGCUCUACAACCGGGUGAAGACGGGGCAGAUCGCCAACUGCGCGCUGCCCUGCCACAACCCCUACUUCAGCCCGGACGAGCGCGCCUUCACCGCCUUCUGGAUCGGCCUGUGGUCCGUGCUCUGCUUCCUCUCCACCUUCGCCACCGUCUCCACCUUCCUCAUCGACAUGGAGCGGUUCAAGUACCCGGAGCGGCCCAUCAUCUUCCUGGCCGCCUGCUACCUCUUCGUCUCGCUCGGCUACCUGGUGCGCCUGGUGGCCGGGCACGAGAAGGUGGCGUGCAGCGGCGGGGCGGGAGCCGGCGGAGCCGGGGCUGGAGCAGCGGGGGCCGGCGGGAGCGCAGCAGCGGGGGCCGCGGGCGGGCGGGGCGCGGCAGGGGGCGCGGCGGAGCUGCAGCCGGAGCUGGCGGUGGCCGAGCACGUGCGCUACGAGAGCACGGGCCCGGCGCUGUGCACCGUGGUCUUCCUGCUGGUGUACUUCUUCGGCAUGGCCAGCUCCAUCUGGUGGGUCAUCCUCUCCCUCACCUGGUUCCUGGCCGCCGGCAUGAAGUGGGGCAACGAGGCCAUCGCCGGCUACGCGCAGUACUUCCACCUGGCCGCCUGGCUGCUGCCCAGCGUCAAGUCCAUCGCCGUGCUGGCCCUCAGCUCCGUGGACGGCGACCCCGUGGCCGGCAUCUGCUACGUGGGUAACCAGAGCCUGGAGAACCUGCGGGGCUUCGUGCUGGCGCCGCUGCUCAUCUACCUGGCCAUCGGCUCCAUGUUCCUGCUGGCCGGCUUCGUCUCGCUCUUCCGCAUCCGCAGCGUGAUCAAGCAGCAGGGCGGCCCCACCAAGACGCACAAGCUGGAGAAGCUGAUGAUCCGCCUGGGGCUCUUCACUGUGCUCUACACGGUGCCGGCCGCCAGCGUGGUGGCCUGCCUCUUCUACGAGCAGCACAACCGGCCCCGCUGGGAGGCCACGCACAACUGCCCCUGCCUCCGCGACCAGCAGCCCGACCAGGCCCGCCGCCCCGACUACGCCGUCUUCAUGCUCAAGUACUUCAUGUGCCUGGUGGUGGGCAUCACCUCCGGCGUCUGGGUCUGGUCCGGGAAGACCCUGGAGUCCUGGAGGGCCCUCUGCACCCGUUGCUGCUGGGCGAGCAAGGGAGCUGCAGCCGCCGGGCCCACGGGGGCAGGGGGCGGGGGGCAGGUAGCUGCCGCGGCCGUGGGGGGACUGGCGGGGGGAGGAGGCGGCGGGGGCUCCAUGUACAGCGAUGUCAGCACUGGUUUAACGUGGAGAUCGGGCACUGCCAGUUCUGUGUCCUACCCCAAGCAGAUGCCCUUGUCUCAAGUGUGAGAGCUGGAGAGGCUUGGGGGGCCGCUGGCCUGUAUGAAAUGCUUCCUCACUGUUUGGUGCCAUUAAUGAACCCCUAAUGGUCCCCAUUAGCUACGGCUUGUGCAGAACAAUUCAGCCGGCAGAGGCCCCAAGCACCAGCCCCCCUCCUCCCCCAUCUCCAUUCAUAUGCAGGGAGCAUGUACUUCAAGGCGUCAGCUUAUUAUUGUGCUGGCAGAAAAGGGUGGAGGAGUCUCAGCAGUUUCUGGAGGGAGCAGGACAAGAAGUAGUUUGAGUCUCUCUGUGGACUUGCAGUAGAGCUCCCUUCAACGGGGGUCCUCCUCAUACCUACUCCAAGGGAGGAGGUUAUUGGCCUGAUGGGACUGCAGGUUUUGGGUAUUCUUAACAACCAGGCAAAUGCCUUAAACACACAAAUCAUGUCUUAAUUAUACACCCAAAAUAAAUACGGGUUUUGCAGUAAACAAUGUAUUUAUAUAAUUAUUUGUUACUUUGUACAAAUAUGUAAGAUAUGUAUAUAUCCAAAGCUAUACAGUCUGUACAUUUUUUGUAAAGUUUAGAGGCUCCCCCUGUAAGAGCAAAUAUUUGAGUAUUCUAUUUUGUCAAUAAAAUGACUUUUGAUAAAUGAUUUUUUCUAAGCUUCCCCCUCCUACCCUGAUUAUUCCAGAUGUUGUUAGUAGUUAACUGUCACUGAAAGAUAUCACUAUAAGCUAUAUUACCAAUGCAAUCCUUAAUGCAGUUACUUAUCUUUAACUUAAAAUGUGAGAUUUUUUUAAAGAAACAAAUUUUUAGACUGACUUGUUGAAUGUUAUAAAACCUGAGCUGCCUUAUAAUAAUUCUUUGCUGCUCUAUGUUCUGUAAGCCAUCACACUUGUAUGUAAACUAAAGUUGGACAAGGCAGUAAUUUCCCACAUGCCUUGUUAUGUAUCCUGUAAAAUAGAUGUUAUUUUAGGAAUGUGAACACUCACCCUACCUUUCAUAGCUAUUGUCUGUUUUUUGUAAGCACCUGCCUUUAGAGGGGCUACAUAGUGCUAAAGUGUAAAGGUUAAUGUUUCAAAUCCAUAGAUCAUGUUUUACAGUAGAACAGUGAGUUGAGAAUUGUUAGAUCAGUCUUUCCUUAACAGAUUAAACUAACAGGUUAACAUCUUAACCUUUCAUACUUAACUUUUGUAUAUCAAAUAUGGUCCUUUUUCAAAAGAAAAGGUAUUGUUCUUCUGUCAAGACUAAGCUAAUUUGAGUAGAAGGCUGUUGAAUUAACAGAAGAAUGCUUUGGCAAUUGUUGAACUUUUUACCUGUCUGCUCAGCGGCUCAGAACAUCAUUCCUUUAAGAGGAGCUAACUGAAUAGGGUUAAUCUGUAGGGAACUUGGUCUCUUUUGAGUUUAGAAAAACUUUGAUCUUUUCUCUUCUGCAAACAUGAUGUAUAGUCUGAAGUUUCUUUCCCUGCUGCUGGGUUCCUCUUGUUGCAGAAUUGGCCACCAUGGAGCCUUAAAGUUCUUCAAUUAAAGAGAUGUGAGAUUUUAAAAAAAAAUAGAAGAGGAAGACUUGUAACAGUUAGUGAACAGGAGAGGGAAAAGGGAGAACAGCCUUUUAAACAGCUUUUUCCCUCCAUUGUUAGCCAGUCUGCAGGCAGCAAGGCAUGGGUUGGAGCAGUAUAGAAAAAAAGGCAUGAAUGCCCUACAGGUGGUCUGCUCACAUAAUCUACCCAAUUUAAAGCAUUUUUCUUUGCAGGACAAUUGCAUUACAAAACUCCCUUCUCUUUUACUGCUAAUUGAAGCAAAGAACAACUAUUAUAAAUGAAAAGUUUUUCUUAAAAAAAAAAUCUUUUAUUGCCUGGAAAGUGAUGACUAAAUGCUGGUAUGUUUUCAGAACUAGGCUUCUGUAGACCAUAAAAAGUAAAAGCUGUAGUAAACACUUCUUUGCCCCAGAAAUAUAUUUUUAUGUAUUUUGCUUAUUUUCUGAGAGAUUAGCAAUAAUUUAAAAGCAAUUGGUUAGGUUGUGUGUUAGCCAUGAAAAGAUAGCCCCAGGUCCCUUAUUAGCCUGUCAAUCAAGAUAAGAGAUGGGCAGCUGCCCUACUAAUGACAUAGGCAUCAAUCAUCAUUGGUGGGAAAAACUUUGUCCCAGUGAGUUUUGACUUGAUUAUGGUGUCCUCUUCAGGAGUUCCCAUAACUAAACAGGAACUUCUAGUUUUAUGGUGUUAAUUGAAUCAUGGGGGUGGGGGGCACAAAAAGGCUGGCCCUGUUAGCUCUGUGUACAGACAAUACUUAAAGUGAAGUGUCUCUCCCUGUAAAUAUGAGCCACUUAAGCCUUCUAGCUAGUGCUAUUUUUGCAGCAUUGUAGCAAAGCCUGUACUAGCAUAAUAUUUUAGUUCAAUACUACCUAACUGAACAAGACUGUUACAGACAAGCCUUUUUCUUUAGGCUAGUCAGAUUGUGGUUUUAAAAACACUUCCUACACCAUGUGCACCACAUAUAAAACUAAUGGGGUGUUACCUAGCACUUAGGAAAAAAACCUCCAUGUGGGUUUGGAGGGAGUUUGCUCCUAC